Molecule: messenger RNA, 2292 nt
Organism: Salvelinus namaycush (lake trout)
Lineage: Eukaryota; Metazoa; Chordata; Actinopteri; Salmoniformes; Salmonidae
Product: CYFIP-related Rac1 interactor A-like
Exons: 12
Coding region: 174-1145 (323 amino acids)
Biological process (GO): regulation of actin filament polymerization
Molecular function (GO): small GTPase binding
Source: RefSeq, a predicted model, not a curated record
GGGGUACACUUGUUGUUGUACCGUUGAAAGUUGGGGGUGAAAGUGGCGCUAUCGGGGUGCAAAGACGUCGGAUCUCCCAUUCAAAAGUUGUAUUCGAAGAAAUCACUGAAACCAAGAAGAAGUGGGUGCUCUAGAAGGGAAGCAACGUCCUCCUCCAGAUACGGUUUGCUGGAAUGGGUAAUCUUCUAAAAGUCCUUACAAGGGAAAUAGAGAACUAUCCACAUUUUUUCCUGGACUUUGAAAAUGCACAGCCCACAGACUGUGAGAGAGAUGUAUGGAACCAGGUGAAUGCGGUGCUCCAGGAAUCUGAGAGCAUCCUCUCUGGCCUACAGGCCUACAAGGGAGCCGGACAGGAGAUACGAGAGGCCAUUCAGAACCCCAAUGACAUGAUCCUACAGGAGAGAGCCUGGAACUCAGUCUGUCCCUUAGUCAUACGACUCAAAAAGUUGUACGGCUUCUCGCUGAGACUAGAGAGGGCCCUUCAGAGCCUGCUGGAGUCCCUGACAUGCCCCCCGUACACCCCCACCCAGCACCUAGAGAAGGAGCAGGCUCUGGCCAAACAGUUUGCUGAGAUCCUUCACUUUACCCUGCGCUUCGACGAACUCAAGAUGAGAAUUCCUGCCAUCCAGAAUGACUUCAGUUAUUACAGGAGGACCAUCAGCCGAAACAGGAUAAACAACAUGAAUUUGGAUAUAGAGAGAGAGGUCAACAAUGAGAUGGCCAACAGAAUGUCACUGUUCUACGCCGAGGCGACGCCCAUGCUGAAAACUUUAAGCACAGCUACGACAAACUUCGUAACAGAGAACAAGACAUUACCCCUGGAGAACACCACUGACGUUCUCAGUACAAUGGCCAGUGUCUGUAAAGUCAUGCUGGAGACACCAGACUACACGUGCCGGUUCAACAGUGAGGACACGCUGCUGUUCUGUAUGAGAGUGAUGGUUGGAGUCAUCAUCCUGUACGACCACGUCCAUCCCAACGGAGCCUUCAACAAGUCCUCCAAGAUAGACAUGAAGGGAUGCAUAAAGGUCCUCAAAGAACAGCCAGCAGAUAAUGUUGAAGGUCUCCUGAACGCCCUCAAGUUCACCACCAAACACCUGCACGACGAGUCCACUCCAAAAAACAUCCGCUCCAUGCUUCAGUAACGUUUUUAUAUGAAGAGGAUCAAUGUACUGACCUCAACGAAAGAUGUAUAUGUUUACAUAAUUUAAAAGACUGGAUGUUAAUACUUGUGUAUUUACAUAGUCAUUCCCUGCAAGUUACUGAAACUUAUAGAACGUACAUCUUUUACUCUGAAAAAUGAUUUGCCUUUCUCUGUUAUUAUGUUAACAUACCUUUCAGCCUUACAAACUGAGCUUGGCAAGUAGCGUUUGGAGAAACAAGCACUCUGGUUGGGUCCUGUGACUGAGCCAAGCACUCUGGUUGGUUCCUGUGAGUGAGCGGGCGAAUGAAAGGCGCUUCAUCUGUGGUUUGUGUCAACAAAACAUGAAUUCCAAAUCAACUCCUAUCCUGGGGUGUAUUAAUUAGUCGGAUUCCGUUUACUGCAGCAACUAAACGGAAACAAACAGAGCAGACGGAAACAAACGUGGAGGGACCUACCUGCAUGUGUCCAAUAGAAACUCUUGUUUCUUUUGCAAAACGUUUUCCGAUUGAAAUAAGUGUUUUCCGUUGCAAAGGAAUCCGACUAAUGAAUACACCCCAUGUUCCAGAUCGGUUUGUCCUGUCUUCCCAACUCUUGUGGAUGGCAAGGUGAAGAUUGUUCAACCAUACUCAUUCCUCCUAUCUACAAGAGUGCCUAGGGAGUAGUGGCUGGUUUGGAAUUUAGCAAGGGAAGCGUUGAGGGGAAAAAGUGAUGACUUUCAUAUAACGUGUUCUCAGUAAGUUGGUGGACUUUGUGCUUUGUUGGCAAGAAAAUGACAGAAAAGGCAGUAUGUGCCAUAAGAAAUAAACAGAUCAACCAAAUGUUUAUUUGGAUUGGGACACAGUGUGAUUUUAGUAAUUUAUUUUUCAUGAGGGGUUUUUCUUGUCUGUAUUUGGGGCUCUGUAUCUAACAGAAAUCUAUUGUUCAAAAAAGCAGCUUUAAAUAAAAACUGUCAGGUUAUAUUUAAGUGACACAGAGUGGCAAAAACAAUUCCUUUUGUGAUCUUUACUCCUGUAGUAGGAUGGCGGUGAUGAUGAUGAUGAUGAUGAUGAUGAACCUUCUCUCCUAGUUAUUCUCCUUUAUACUGUAAGACCAGUCAGACUGUUGUCCCAUUCUCUACCCCUAUAGAGUACCACAGUAUGAGUCAUAAU